AAUUGAAUUUCUCUAAAAUAUAAUAAUGUAAAGCUUUAUUAAAAUACGAAUAUCGAAAAACAUUUGAAUAAAAACAUAUUUACUUUAGUCACGUGUCUUUAAUAACGUGACUACAGUAAAAUCAUGUGACAAGGAAGAAAGAAAAAACAACACGUGACUUUACUUUAGUUUUUCAUGUGCGUAUCUCUACCACUUUGGUGCUAGCUAGCCGGUUGCUCGACCUUUCUCAACUCGACACUUGCACAUAGCACGGGACAGAACCGCAUGGACAUAGCACGAAAUAGAAUUAUGUCCGUGUUUGAACAUAACGUACGUACCGACAAGUCGUUCGUGGACAUGGCUACGUAGUUACCAAUGUGCACCACUCAUGGACAUUGCGCUGGCUUACAGGGAGGAAAAGUGAUAUACUUUCUCUUAUAGAACGCUCUCAGUCUUCUCUCUGAGUGUACAACGAAGAGAGAUUAGAGACUGAUGUUAUUAAUCAAAUCAAACUGAACCUGAAAAGUGACAGUUGGCGGUGACCUUGGUUUAUGUGAUUGUUUUGUUUGACACACAUAUUCAAAAUUUAUAUUCAAAUUUGUCAGAAUAACGACAAAAACAGUCGAUCAAAUGGAUAACGAGAUAACAUCACUUUCACAAAAUGACUCCCUUUUUAUUGCAACUGGAAGCACAAAAGGGCACAAUGAGAAUGUAUCUCCAGAAGAGACUUUCUUAAUUCAACAAUUGCAAAGGAGUAUAUCGGAAACAACAGAGGAGAAUAUCGCAUAUACAAAGGAAAUCACAAAUUUGUUAUCUAAUCUAAACCUCGAAGUUAAGUCACUACCUAACGAUAUAAAAGAAGGUCUGAAAAAAGUAUCUUUGAUACUUAGAUCUGAGAAGUUAUUUGAAUUUGAUGAGGCGGCGUUAUCUGUAAAUAGAGAACGAAAAAUCGUAGAAGAGAAAAGGCGACAGAGAGAGGAAAAGCAGAUGUCAGUAAUGUAUAACAAAUUACUCAGAAAUUGUACAAAGUUACAGACAAAGCUUGAUCACCUACAAGAGGCAGUUGAUUCCCUUAAAAACAUUGGCGAUAUUGCAGACACAGACAAGAAUGAAAUGUUUUGUAACAAAACUUUCUUGUCUGCAAAAUUGAAAGAAUAUCAACAAACCGCAGAGAAAUUAGAAACUCAGUUAACUGAUAUGCAAGUUGAUAACAUUUAUCCUGAACAAAUAAUAGAAAAAUACAAUUUAUAUUUAGAAAAUAGAAACAAAUUGGCGGAUCUUAAUCAGUUAAUUGCUCAGUACAAUGACUUGCCACCUGAUUUGUUGCAAGCUAAAUUACUGGUAGAAAGCAAAGAGAAGGAGUAUGAAAAUUUGGAGCAAAUGUUUUUAAACUAAAUGAGCUUGGAUCGCAAUAUCAGAUUGUGAAUGUAUAUUUUUGUACACUUUUUAAUAUAAUUCUGUUCUCAGGAUUACCUUGAUUUGUGUAUUACUAAU
Pseudomyrmex gracilis is the source of this 1473-nucleotide messenger RNA. RefSeq lists its product as uncharacterized. NCBI's taxonomy places the organism in Eukaryota, Metazoa, Arthropoda, Insecta, Hymenoptera, Formicidae. Gene Ontology annotation, biological process: spindle assembly. Gene Ontology annotation, cellular component: HAUS complex; cytosol. The coding region runs from base 610 to 1374 and encodes 254 amino acids. The record is from RefSeq and is a predicted model, not a curated record. The transcript has 2 exons.